AUGACUUCAGAAGGAGCACCUGCAGUGCUGGGAGCAGAUGCGAGCAUGAACCCUGGUGCCUCCAUGACUCCUUUCACCACACUGCCCUUUCCCCAGCUGACUAUUGGCCCUGAACAGCGGCCUCCUGGAGAGCAGCUCCCACUGCCCCUGACGACCCCAUCAUUCCCUCCUGGCUUCCCCCUGGGUUUGCCCAGUGCAUCUCUGGCAGCCAGAGAUGCUGGUCGUGGCCUCAUUGGGACUGGGGCUUGCAACAUCGUGGACCGGGUCAGGUCGGAAGUGGGGCAACCACAGCCACCCCAUCGUCCUGAGACCAUCGUCCUGACGCAGGCACCCCUCAACGAGAGUGCUCCAGGGGCCCUCUGUGGUGGUGCUGUGUGUCCUGCACCUCCAUUCUUGGAAGCCUCGGCAGUGGAGACGAUUUUGUCUACCUUGGCUUUGGGGAGUGCCCCGGCCGGCAAAGGAGGCUGGUGUCCCAGCCUUCCUCCGCAAGUUCCACCAACAACUGCACAGCUGGCCUCCAUCAUCCCCCCAGUGAACGCUUGGCCUCAGCUACCUGGGGCUUCUGGCAAGGGUGGCCUGGCCACCUCCCAGUCCAAGGCCUUGCCAGAUGACUUCGGUAACCCCAAGAGCACGUAUGAGGACUUCCAACGUUGGCGUCGCUUCAAGGUGCUGGCCCGUGGGCACCUUCCCCAGAGUCCUGAUGCAGAAGCUCUUUCCUGCUUUCUCAUCCCAGUGCUCCGGUCCCUGUCCUGCCUGAAGCCCACCAUGACGUUGGAGGAGGGAAUAGGGCAGGCCAUGCAGGAGUGGGAUCGCAAAAGCAACUAUGACCGGAUGACCUAUUACGAGAUGGCAGAAAUGUUCAUGGAGCUGGAGGCAGAGGAGGAGAUGCAGAUUCAGAAGUCCCAGUUGAUGAAGGGGGCACAAGGCCUGUGUCCAGCAGCCCCACCGAGACCUGAUCCUCGGGGACCCCCAGCCCUUGUGGUGGGUCCACAGCCAGGUACGGCAGAAUGUUCCCACUGGAGUCUAUGGCCAAUGGCAACAGGGGCCCAGGACAGGCCAGGGUCCCCAAUGUGCAUUCCCAUGGAGGACGUACCCAGGGUCCAGGGCACCUGCAGACCCCAGGGGACCCAGGAGACCGAGACGUCUGACGAGAUCCCCCCUGAGGCCGUGCAAGAGUACAUGGACAUCAUGGAUGAGCUGGAGGGGCUGGCCCACUCAGCCACAGGGGACAAAGGUGGAGAACGGGAAGAGGACAGAAAGGAGUGGCAGCAGGGACAGGAUGAGACUCACCUGGACCUGGGUCUCCUGAACUACAUUGAAUACCUGUGUUACCAGGACGACUAUGUCACCAAGGUGGAGGCCAUUCCCAACCAACUUCUGAAACAAGUGGUUUCCAUAGAAGCAAUGCUGGACUUCCUGCCCGAAGCUGAAAAGAUGGCACAGCAGUUAGGACUCCCUCCUGUCCAGCUGGAGGAGGAGCGAGUCCUGUCCUCAAAGAUGGAGGAGGGUGUGCAGGCACCCCCGAGUCACGGUGCACCCCAACUGGACUCAGGUCGUUCAGAGUCUGCGGCCAGCCAGGAUGCCCAGAGGUGUGCCCUCGGCCCCCAGCUGGUCAUCAGUGACAGAGGCUUCUCAUCAGAGACUGACUUCAAGGGCCGUCAAAGGCAAGGUCGCGGAGAUGCCCACCUGACCAAGCCCGAAGCCUUUGCUAUCUCAUCCGGACAUCAGGAGUACCCGCCACUGAGGGCUCCACGCCUUUCCCUUGCUCCUCAGGUGUACAAGCGUGCUUACUGUAGGCGGGGGCCUAGGGCUGCCCCCACUCCCAAAGAGACCUCUCUUGUUAGGGAAAGUCUCAGGCCAGUGGGCAAGUCGGGUGAGAAUGAAGAGGACCUCCCCAGCCUGGCCUUCCUCAUGGCCUCUCCUAAGAACCUGCUGCCCUGUACUCUCUCUCUGAGUCCUGUCUCUGCCUCAGGCCUUGCCUGCCCUGGAGGUCGGGGGCGCCAGCCAGAUGCCCAGGCUCAGGCCCAGGCCCAAAGAGAAAGAGUGACCAGUCUGUCACAGGGAGUUGGAGGAAGCGGCACUGCAGCUACUAUGGAGCAGCGGCAUGUCCCUCCUACUGCCAGCCUCAGACAAGAUGGGGGUGCCCAGACCAGAUAUGACCUGGCUAUUCCCCAGACGAGCCAAGGGCUCAUUUGUCACCCAAGGGCUGACCCUGGCUGUUCUACUGACAUGAGAGGGAGGGUGGGAGGCAAGGAGGGAGGGCUGGAACAUUAG
Molecule: messenger RNA, 2274 nt
Organism: Phyllostomus hastatus (greater spear-nosed bat)
Lineage: Eukaryota; Metazoa; Chordata; Mammalia; Chiroptera; Phyllostomidae
Product: NUT family member 2G-like
Source: RefSeq, a predicted model, not a curated record